Aureococcus anophagefferens is the source of this 324-nucleotide messenger RNA. RefSeq lists its product as hypothetical. Gene Ontology annotation, molecular function: peptidyl-prolyl cis-trans isomerase activity. Lineage: Eukaryota; Pelagophyceae; Pelagomonadales; Pelagomonadaceae. The record is from RefSeq and is a predicted model, not a curated record. The annotation marks the transcript as partial. The transcript has a single exon.
GGCUUCUACUACAAGAUCUUGGAGAAGGGCGACAAGGCCGGCGAGUCGCCGGACCUCUACACGACGACGGGCACGCACUACGAGGGCCGGCUCACGGAGGACUACCCGAACGGGCCGACGUUCGACAGCUCCUACAAGCGCGGCGAGAUCGCGGAGUUCAAGCCCGCGCAGGUCAUCUCGUGCUGGAAGUACGCGCUGCAGGACAUGCGGCCCGGCGACGUCUGGGAGCUCGUGUGCCCGCCGGAGACGGCCUACGGGAAGAAGGGGUCGCCGUCGGGCGCGAUCGACGGCGGCGCGACGCUCGUCUUCACCGUCGAGCUCGUC